Messenger RNA from Vitrella brassicaformis, 431 nucleotides. Lineage: Eukaryota; Vitrellaceae. The record is from the annotation of a GenBank genome assembly.
AUGCCGGGGGCCCCCCAGUCACCCCAGGAGCGUUGGAUGCCUCCAGAGUCCCCAGGCAUUCAGCGCUGGGGCUCCCCAGGCAUCCAGCGGUGCGUCUCGUGUGGCCUGUUUUACCAGGAAGAGGCCGCUGUAUCGGCCCGGCGUCUGGAGGCUGCUCCAGCUCCCCAACCCACCGACGGUGGGUCCUACAGCCGACCCCCACAAUGGAAAUGUCCCCAACGGCCAGCACCUGGAAGGACGUCUCCUGGAAAAUCGUGCCUAUCGGAUACUGCAGGUAAAGAAAAGGCCCAGCGACUAGCCAACCAAGGUAUCAAUCCAGAUAGAUCGACGAUGGAAAAGUGCGUGUGUCUUGUGUGGCAGCUACACCUUCUGCUCAUGGGGCGCCAUGCGGCUUCGAGUUCGCAUCCAACUAUUGCGGCGCCCGCUUCUGA